Gossypium arboreum is the source of this 1177-nucleotide messenger RNA. RefSeq lists its product as uncharacterized. The record is from RefSeq and is a predicted model, not a curated record. The transcript has 3 exons. Bases 497 to 1177 code for a protein of 226 amino acids. NCBI's taxonomy places the organism in Eukaryota, Viridiplantae, Streptophyta, Magnoliopsida, Malvales, Malvaceae.
AAGACAAUACAGUAUUUACCCACAGUAGCCAUUGACAGUAACCCUUAAGAUAUAGAAAGAAAGAGAGAGGGAAAACAAUGGUGUAUGAAAAAAGAAUUGCCCAAAACUAAAAAUUUAUAUUCAAAGAGAAGAGAGAGAAAGAUAGGGACUAGUCUUUAGAGAGAGAAAGAUGAAGAAGAGGCAGAGAGCACUUUAUUUGCCUUUUUUAUGAUGCACGCAUCCAUGGCAGAGGAGGUACUUGCUGUAGCUGCAAAAUUUAUAAGCCAAUGGAACUUCAAAAAUGGAGUCUUUGCUUUGAGCUUGUGAAAUAGAAGCAAAAAAAAAAAAAUGGAGCUUUGGAGAAAAAGAAGGGUUAAAGUGAAGAAGAACAACAAAAGGAGCUAUUUUGACAAAUGGGUGUUUUUCUUUUAAAGCUUAGAGAUUGAUUUUCAUGGAGUUUUCUCUCUUGUAGGAAAAAAAACAGUUUUUUUUUUGUUGUGAUUUUUUUUUUUAACAAAUGCACUUUCAGUUCCAACCUAAAGUUGGGGUGGAACUUGCUGGGUUUGCUUCGAUUUAUCAAGACAAGUGGGCAAAACAGCAAGAAGAUAAUAGUUUCAACGACCAAGAACCAACUUCUGUUCUUCAUAUGAGAAGCCAAAGUCCACCUACAUCAGCAUCAACUCUUUCUUCUUCUUUCAACGGCGGAUCCGGGGGCGGCGGUAGCGGCGGUAAUUUCACUACUACCACCAUUGUACCACCUGAAAGCACCCAACUUGAGUUUCAACCGAUCCAAAGUGAACUAGACCUUGUUACAACAGGACCUGUUGGUGUUCAAAGAUGUAACAAUCUUGGUAUAGAAGAUUGGGAAGCUAUGUUAUUCGAGUCAACUGUGUCACCGAGUCAAGACCAAAACUCACUCCUCCAGGAGUUCCAACCUAAAGUUGGGGUGGAACUUGCUGGGUUUGCUUCGAUUUAUCAAGACAAGUGGGCAAAACAGCAAGAAGAUAAUAGUUUCAACGACCAAGAACCAACUUCUGUUCUUCAUAUGAGAAGCCAAAGUCCACUCACAUCAGCAUCAACUCUUUCUUCUUUCAACGGCGGAUCCGGGGCGGCGGUAGCGGCGGUAAUUUCACUACUACCACCAUUGUACCACCUGAAAGCACCCAACUUGAGUUUCAACCGAUCCAAAGUGAACUAG